Messenger RNA from Dibothriocephalus latus, 243 nucleotides. Lineage: Eukaryota; Metazoa; Platyhelminthes; Cestoda; Diphyllobothriidea; Diphyllobothriidae. The record is from the annotation of a GenBank genome assembly.
AUGAGGACCAUCACUGCCGGCUCCUUGAUAACAAUGUACUUACUUGUACUUGUUACGGCUGUGAUCAUGCCUGAUCUAGCUGGCCUCGAUGAUGUCACGGACGGUACCUCUCCAUGCGUGACGAUUGGCGGCAACGGAUCUGGAGAGCUCUACAGCAGUUUCUUCUCCGGCGCCGGAGACCGAAUACCGAAGGUCCAACAACCACUUCCAUGUCCUGACGAACUGAGUCAAGCCAGAUUUUGA